Messenger RNA from Vicia villosa (hairy vetch), 965 nucleotides. RefSeq lists its product as uncharacterized. The record is from RefSeq and is a predicted model, not a curated record. The transcript has 4 exons. Lineage: Eukaryota; Viridiplantae; Streptophyta; Magnoliopsida; Fabales; Fabaceae. The coding region runs from base 85 to 702 and encodes 205 amino acids.
UGAUAAUAGAGGAUUGUUUUCUUUCUCGUCGAUUUAGGGUUUAGGUAUACGUGAAUUGCUAUUCUUCCAUUCGUUCUGUGCAAAAUGUCUAUGGAAUUCGAAACCCGCGUCACCAUACUCCCUUCGGAAAGCUUUGAAGAAAGAGAGAAGCGGCUGGAAUCGGAACAGGACUCGGAUGAGGAAUCGGAGCCGAAACGGUUUGAUUGGCAGUUGAAACGCCCAGAAGAUCUUGUUCUGAGUGACUUCUCCAUGUAUGACGAUGACCCUAAACCUUUUAAGAUUUAUACUAGAUCCUUUGUGUAUAAGAAUGAGGCUCAGGUCGAAAAAGAGAAGCAAAUUAAAAUUGCCAUGGCUGACUAUAGAAAGCGCUCCCGAAACCUAAGCCGCUUUGACGCAAUCGCACCUCCAAAAAUUGCAGAAUUAUGUAGCUCCAUAAUUCCCCUUCCCAUAGACGAUGAUCUUCGCCUUGAACUCACUCCUCUCUGCAAUGUUGCCUUAGAAAAAUACAAUGACGACAAUCAGGGUGUAAAUUUUGUAUUGACGGAUAUUGUAAAGACAACCUGGCGUCCUGGUGGGAUGUAUUACAUUACCUUUCAAGCACAAGAUCCUUCCAACACCCAUGCCACAACUUUCCAAGCCCAAGUACACAAAAUGUGCCGUGGACCACCACACAAGGUCAUAUCAUGUGCCAUUAAAACCUAACACUCACCAUCAACAUCUAUGGCCUUGACACACUUGUUGGCGUAGUGAGUUAAAUGCAACCGUUCAUGUUUCUGGUAGUAUAUUUGCUAUAAAUUUUUGGGAUUUUAACCUGUUGUUUCUCGUGUCAAUUGACUCCAUCUAAUGGCCAUUUAUUUGUCUUUUAUCUGUAUCUGUAUACUCGGAUGAACUUAUUUCUAAUCUUCUAUAAUGUAACACUACUGAAGUGCAAUGCAAGGCAAAUGGAAGUGUGUUCCAAUUACACC